AUGAAUAAGAAAGUUUUUACGUUGGGCAAUUAUAUUCUUUUAAAUACUAAGAAAGGAGAAUUAGCUAAACUUAAACGUCAGAUUGAAGCCUAUGAAAAUGAACAUGCGAAUGGUAUUAUUGGUGAUGAUCAUUCUGAUGAUGAAGGUAUUCGGGCUGGAUAUAAUAGUGGUACUGAUGAUGAACGUUCCAAUGAUGCAUUUGCUAAUCUACGUGCUCGAAGUCGUUCACCUUUGCAUACAACAGCCACAUUGAAUGAUGUUGAAAAUAUAACAGCAGGCGAAAAUAAACGAACAAUAAAUACUAUGAGCGAUACAGAUACAAGUGGAGAUGAAGAUCAAUUUAUGGACGAUGAAGUACAUGAGAUACAAAUUCCAAUUCGUCAAGCAACUCAAUCGGAAAUCAAUAUUGGUCCUAGUCAAGAUAGUCUACUUGAUUUAGGUGAUGAUCGAUUGGAUUAUAAAUUGUCGACUAUUAGUAAACAUCAUCAAAGACGAAAAUAUGUUACUGGUGCCAAUUCAAUUUCAACCCAUCCAUAUCUUAGUCAUGCUGGUGCUGGUAUUCCACCAAACUUAACAACACCAUCUUUACCCGAAGAAUCACAAACAACCGAUGAUUUAUUAGAAAAAAUUUAA
Molecule: messenger RNA, 633 nt
Organism: Rotaria socialis
Lineage: Eukaryota; Metazoa; Rotifera; Eurotatoria; Philodinida; Philodinidae
Source: the annotation of a GenBank genome assembly